Cygnus olor (mute swan) is the source of this 1492-nucleotide messenger RNA. RefSeq names its product pseudouridine synthase 3 (gene PUS3). NCBI's taxonomy places the organism in Eukaryota, Metazoa, Chordata, Aves, Anseriformes, Anatidae. Gene Ontology annotation, molecular function: RNA binding; pseudouridine synthase activity. The transcript has 4 exons. Gene Ontology annotation, biological process: tRNA pseudouridine synthesis; mRNA pseudouridine synthesis. The record is from RefSeq and is a predicted model, not a curated record. Gene Ontology annotation, cellular component: cytoplasm; nucleus. Bases 1 to 1401 code for a protein of 466 amino acids.
AUGGCAGAUGGGAGUGGGGCUACUGAUCGAGAGCAGCUCCUGAAGAGGGUGCAGGACUUGGAGGAGGAGGUGAAGCGACUGCAGGAGAAGCUGUUGGAGGGCAAGGAGGGCACUGCGGCAAAAGACACAGUUUCAGCCUCCAGGAAACCCAGGAAGCAGCAGCAGCGGCCAUUUGAUUUCAGCGCCUACGGCCGCAGGCACGUGGCACUGAAGAUUGCUUACCUUGGCUGGGGGUACCAAGGCUUUGCCAGCCAGGAGAAUACCAGCAACACAAUCGAAGAGAAGUUGUUCGAAGCCUUGAAGAAGACGCGGCUGGUAGAUGACAGACAGACCUCCAACUAUCACCGCUGCGGGCGGACAGACAAAGGAGUCAGUGCCUUUGGGCAGGUGAUUUCCCUAGAUCUCCGCUCAAACCUCUCAGAGGGGAAGAAACUAAAUGGUUGCAAGGAAGACUCAGAAGGGAAAAACAGUAAAUCAGAGGAAGAGCUCCGCUACACCCAUAUUCUGAACAGGGUGCUCCCACCAGAUAUCCGCGUGCUGGCCUGGUCCCCCGUGGAGCCUGACUUCAGCGCCCGGUUCAGCUGCCUCAGGAGGACCUACCGCUACUUCUUUCCCUGCGCGGACCUGGACGUGGCCCUCAUGCACGCCGCCGCCCAGAGGUACGUGGGGACACAUGAUUUCCGUAACCUAUGUAAAAUGGACGUGGCCAACGGUGUGAUCAACUUCCAGAGAACAAUUCUCAGCGCCCAGGUGAUGUGGGUGGACAGGGGAGCUGAAGCUGGGCUGCGGGACCCUUUUCGACUAUGCCAGUUCGAGGUGACGGGACAGGCAUUCCUCUACCACCAAGUGCGCUGCAUGAUGGCCAUCCUCUUCCUGAUCGGACAGAGGAUGGAGAGCCCAGAGAUCAUUGACGAGCUGCUGGAUGUAGAGAAGAACCCCCGAAAACCACAGUACAGCAUGGCCGUGGAGUUUCCCCUGGUCCUGUAUGACUGUGAGUUUGAGAACAUUCAGUGGAUCUAUGACCGGGAGGUACAGGAAUUCAACGUUACCCACCUGCAGCAGCUCUGGGCCAGCCACGCAGUCAAAACUCAAGUGCUGCAUAACAUGUUACAAGGCCUGGAUGCUGCUCCAGUGGCUGCAGGGAAAGGCCCAGGGGAUGUCACUACUAGCGUCCUUUGGGGAGAUCUGAAGCCUCCAGUGCAAAACCAGGCCAGCAGCUUCAUGGAGGGCGUCAAAGCCCGCGCAUACAAGCCCUUACUAGAGCGGCCCAGGUGCGAGGGGCUGGAGUCCCGCAUCCAGCACUGCCUGCGGAGGGGCCGCGGCCAGGCUGCCGAGCGGGCCGCCAAGCGGCUCCGCACCACGGGAGGCCCGGAGCUCGCCUCACCAAGCGGUGACUCCUGAAGGGAUGCUCGCCAUUUUUUUUAUUUUAUUUUUUUAUUUUUCUCUCCUCAUUUCCCCUCGCGAGUUUGAUAAAUUUCCGUCAAUUUGGGUG